AUGUUCACAGCAUUAGCAGUUGUUGGUCUGCUCUGUUUUCACCAAUUGGUGUCCACUCGAGCAACUGGAGAGUGCCGAUUCAGCACCGCACAUUUUGAAAACUUUACCUUAGAAAUUAUCAACAACACUCUGUCUAUGGAUAUGACAACCGCAAAGACAUUUCACCGCGGUCUCAAGGUCCUCAUCGAUGUCCAAGUUAGCCUUGACAAGGGCAAGAGCUACCAGCGGCUUUUCGCCCACAUUGUGGAUACCUGUGCCGUAGUCUCAUCGGUAAGAACUAAUCUCUUCAAGAGUUGGUUUGAGAGCAUGCUCAAGCACAGUAACUUCAUGUACAACUGUCCUGUGCCCGUGGGUCACUACUUCCUCCAUGACUGGAAACUGGACUCCCAACUGGUUCCGAAGUAUAUGCUGCCCGGUGACUACUGUGUGACCGCUCACUUCUUUUACGGCAAGCACAAGGCGAAGCAGGAGGAUGUCGUGCUGGACCUAGAUGUCUAUGCUCUUGUGCAGGCAAACUAG
Messenger RNA from Drosophila serrata, 519 nucleotides. RefSeq lists its product as uncharacterized. NCBI's taxonomy places the organism in Eukaryota, Metazoa, Arthropoda, Insecta, Diptera, Drosophilidae. The record is from RefSeq and is a predicted model, not a curated record.